This is a messenger RNA of Actinia tenebrosa (Australian red waratah sea anemone), 10980 nucleotides long. RefSeq lists its product as uncharacterized. The record is from RefSeq and is a predicted model, not a curated record. Gene Ontology annotation, cellular component: nuclear RNA-directed RNA polymerase complex; nucleus. Gene Ontology annotation, biological process: regulatory ncRNA-mediated heterochromatin formation. Gene Ontology annotation, molecular function: zinc ion binding; helicase activity. NCBI's taxonomy places the organism in Eukaryota, Metazoa, Cnidaria, Anthozoa, Actiniaria, Actiniidae.
UAUGAUGUACUAAACGCUCAGCGGAGGAGCUGUCAAGAUAUUUCCUUAUUUUUUCCUUAUUCCUUAUUCCUCUACAUUUCUGAUUGCUAACGAGGCUGAACGACAGACAUUGUUGACAUGACUAGACAUAGUGAGAUGUUGGUCAAAUAUGACUCCUAAAUUACGUGCCUCUUUACUGAGUUCAGUUCCAAGAAAAAAACCCAAAUAUUUGCUACUUAUUUGUUGGAUAUUGAACACGACACACAAAAAAGAGUUAAAAGAGCUAGAGCUAAAAGACAAACGGGACUUGAAAGAAGCAUCAAGAAGUUAUCGAUCGAAGCGGAAAAAGUUUGGAUCGAAAACAAAGAUAAAGAAGGGCAACAUGGGCAAGAAUGCCAAGAAGAAAGAAAGCAAGAAGAAAAAGGGUAAAAUGAAGUCUGAAGAUAACAAUGACACCAGUGAAGAAGUACAGUAUCAAUCUGUGACUGAGGAUGAUGCUGUAGAAACGUCAACCCAUCAAUUAAGUGUGACAACACAAUCCCCAAAAGGCAAGUUUAAAACAAGCAGACAACGAAAAAGAGCUGAGAAGGAGCAACAUAUGAAAGAGGAGAAAUCAAGCGUGGGUAAGAAGAAGACCAAAUCACAACCACAGCAAGGCAGCGGAAAGGAGAAAAAGGAACAGACAAUAAGCGAAAAGACAACCUCAAACAAACCUGAUGAGUCGGCAGGCUGCAGACCUGCUAGCUUUGUCACAGGGUGUUUGGUUCCAGAGAAUUCUAACCCUUGUAUGUACGAUAUGUACGAUCUUCGUCCUUCGUAUUUUCAAGCCAAAGAUCAAAAAGAGCCUCUAGAUCAGGAUCGAUACGUUGCCAGACAACCACGAAAUAGCAGUAUACCGAACCCUCAGGGUAUUGAAGAUCUACGACCACCAUUUGACCCAUGGGGAGAUCGUGAAGGUGAUUGUAUUGAUGGGAAUCGGAGAAACCCUGAAUAUCAGUCGCCAAACAAUACGAGUCCAUCAUGGUAUUCCAAAUCAAAAACGUUUGACGUCACUGCUAUUAAUAAUAAUCUGUGGUCACAAGAUCAGGAUGAAGAGCCUUCUAUUGAUGGAAAUUGGAGAAAGGUUGUCAGAAAGACUAAAAAAGGUACUGUAUCAAGCUCCCCUUGUAAGUCAGGACUAUCAGCCCUGGGUGCCCUUAACAAACUGUUGCCAUCUGAGAUCCAGUCAGUCUUAGCAAAAGAGAUUCACAAGCAACUAGCGAGCAAAGAAGGGAGUCAGAACGUGUGUGACACCUUUAACCUCCUUAGAGCGCUUGCACAAGCCUGUGAAGCUGGAAAAUCAGAGAAUUUGAGCAAAAUCUUGACAGCGAUUCAAGGCUCUGGAUUCCUUCGUUAUCAAUUACCAGCCAUGCUUAAAAGGGUGCAACAAGAAGCUGUAGUUCUUAUGAAAGAGUCUGACAAAAGACAGAUGAUUUCUGACAUGAUAGAUGUUUAUCAAACGUACCUGAGGCGUUUACCAAGUGCCUAUGCUGAUCUUCCGCUGGACGAAGUACAAAGAUACUUCAAAAAAAUAUCAGUGCCAAAUAAAGCUGUCUUGGAGCAUAAGUUGGAGGCAUUGAAGAAAGAACGAGAUGAAGUAAUCCAGAACAAGAGAAGACGAAAUGCGAAGCUCUUCAAAGGCAAUGCUCAUAUAAAACCACCUAACAACUUUAGAGAAUUGCAGAUAUUCCCAACAAUUUACGAACUGACUUCGGAUGAGACGACCUUUCUUCGUGCAAACGUGAAAAAGGGACGUUAUCAAGAUACUGAGCACUACCUAGAUGUCCAGUUUAGGCUUUACAGAGAAGAUUUUAUCGCUCCCUUACGAGAAGGAAUACAAGAGAUCGUGCAGAAAAUCCCAAAGAACGAGCGAGGUCAAAACAUCAAGACAUAUGACAGAGUACAGAUCCAAGAAAAGAAGUACACUAAGAACGGCAUUAUCUAUACCCUGCACUUUGACGUGUCUAGGUUUAGACGUACUCGCUGGGAAAGUUCAAACAGGCUCGUCUUUGGAUCAUUCCUUUGCUUAUCAAAGGAUAACUUUGCAAAUACACUGUUCGCGACUGUUGCUAAUCGCGACCCUAAAGACCUGGCUAAAGGCCUUCUAGACGUGUGCUUUAUCGAAGGCCAAAACGUUUAUGGAAUAGAGAAAAGACAAAUGGAUCAGUACGUCAUGGCCGAAUCCCCUGCAUAUUUUGAAGCUUACCGCCAUGUUUUAACUGCCUUGCAGAGCAUGCAUGAAGAAUGUCUUCCCUUCCAGAAAUAUCUCGUUGAGUGUAGUAAAGAUGUUGAUGCGCCUGCGUAUUUGAGAGAUAAGAAGGAACCAGUUAGGUAUGACCUCAGGGAAGCCUUAGAAGUACCCCACGUACAAGAAGCCGCUGAUGUUGCUUUGUUACAGCCUGAUCAAUGGCCCAACGUCAGUCACCUCCCACUGAAUGAUUCCCAGUACGAGGCUCUAAGAACUGCCUUGACCAAAGAAUUCUCUGUAAUCCAGGGACCACCUGGGACAGGAAAGACCUACGUGGGACUGAAAAUCGCCCGCUGUCUCUUGACCAAUAGUCAUGCGUGGAAUCCAACACAGGACUCACCUAUCCUAAUGGUGUGUUUCACUAAUCACGCCCUGGAUCAGUUCCUGGAAGGUAUUCUUGAUUUCAUGCCGAAAGGAAUCAUCAGAGUUGGUUCACGCUGCAAAAGUGAAAGGCUGGAAAAGUGCAACUUGAAGAAUGACGUAAACAUACGAAAAGAAGAGCGUUUGGGGACGAAGAAAAGAAUCGAGAAACAACUGAGACGAGUUGAGACGAAGAAACUCGCCUUGAAAAGGUACGAAGAUGAUGAUGGUAUUAAGAAACUACAAAUCCUUGAAAAUGCCAACUGCAUUUCGCAUAACCAUUUGGACGGCUUCUACUAUUCAAACUUGUAUGACAGAGAAUGCGAAACACUUCAAGAUGUAUUUGAAGCAUGGAUUUGCAACAAAAGCAACAGACGGAGGAAGGCCGUCCUCAAAGAAGUAACCCCCAAAUUCAAGGAUAACUAUAAAGAGCCAAGCCAACAGGAAGCGGAAAUGGAAACCACAGAGUACGACGCAACUCCUUACAUUUUCCUGGCUGAUGAAGACGACUGGGGAGUAGCUGACUCAGACGUAGAUAUUCCGGGACCCGAUAGCUUCAUCGAUGAAAACUCUGAUGAGGACAGCGAAGAUACCUGGGAGGAUGCAAAUUCAGAUCUUGAGAGUGAGGAAGAGUAUUUUGAAUGCAGCGCCGCGGUUAAUGGUGAUGAAGUUAAAGAGCGAAGAGAAGGGAAUAAAAAAGCGGAGGAGGUGUUAGUGAUAAGCGAGAAAAAUCGUGCUCCAGAGACCAUUAACAUUGAUCGAGAAUUUGAAAUAUCACGGCAGCUUCAUGGGGAGGAAGACCUCUUUCAACCGAUCUGUGCUUCGCUGGAUAGAAGUGAUAACGACGUUCUACAAAGUGGAGAUGAAACUCCUUGUCAAGAUAUACGCUACCAAGACAUAGAUGACUCCUUUGAAAGCUCCAUCAAAAUGCAAAAAGAAAUAGAAAUGAAUGCAAAUCAAGGAUGGGAAUUGGACACUCAAUACGAAGGAACGAAGAAAAAGAAGAAGAAAAAGUCAAAGUCGACCGCAAGCAAGGCCACACCUAGUAACAUACGAAGAGCUAAGGCAAAAAUGGCACGCUUGAAAACAAUGACAGAGGAGGAAAUUGCAAAAAUGUCAAGCAUCUGGGAUCUUGGUCAUGAUGAUCGUCUUCGUUUGUACCUGACUUGGGAAGACAUGCUGAAAGAGGACUUUAAGCUGAAGAUUAUCCAAGAAGAACAAGCAUACGAUGGACUUUGUAGAGAGGUGGAGAGCGUUCGCAUUGUAGAGGAGGAGAAGAUCUUAAAGAAAGCUAAAGUUAUCGGGAUGACCACUACUGGUGCAGCUAGAUAUCACUCAGUGCUUCAGAGAAUAAAGCCUCGGAUUGUCAUCAUCGAGGAAGCCGCUGAAGUCUUAGAGGCACAUAUAAUAACGUCAUUAGCACGUGACACUGAACAGGUCAUUCUGAUUGGCGACCACAAGCAGCUCCGACCAAAACCAACUGUGCAUGAGCUUGCAAUAAAGUACAACUUGGAGAUAUCUUUGUUUGAACGCAUGGUCUUGAACAAGAUGGACUGCAAGAUGCUGUCGAUACAACACAGAAUGCGACCAGAGAUUGCACAGCUAACAAAGCGAAUCUACAAAGACGAGAUUUACGAUGACGUUUCUGUCACCAUGUUUGAAGAUGUCCGGGGUAUGAAGACUAAUUUGUUCUUUCUUGACCACCGUGGAGUAGAAUCCUUCCAUAAUGGUCUCCAAAGCUAUGCAAACGACCACGAAGCCAACAUGAUGGUAGCUAUGUGCAAGUAUCUCCUUCAACAAGAUUACAAGCCCAGUCAGAUUACUAUUCUCACCUUGUACAUUGGACAGCUUCUUACACUGAAAGAUAAAAUGCCACUUGAAGAAUUCAAAGGCGUGAGAGUGACAGUUGUAGAUAAUUUCCAAGGAGAAGAGAAUGACAUCAUUCUUCUAUCCCUUGUGAGAAGCAAUACGACUGGAAGCAUUGGAUUCCUCAAGGAGUCAAAUAGAAUCUGCGUUGCUUUGUCAAGAGCCCGUAAAGGUUUGUACUGCAUCGGCAAUUUUGCUCUUCUUUCAAAAGAUCGCCUCUGGAAAGAGAUAUGUGAGGAACUAAAGAGAAAGGAUGCGCUCGGUGAUAGAAUUCAACUGGCCUGUGCAAAUCAUGGUGAAAUCACAGAAGUUAAGAAAGAGGAAGACUUCAAGAAGGUGAUAUCUGGAGGUUGUGGACGUCCUUGUGAUCUGCGCUUAGCUUGUGGUCAUCGUUGUCCAGACAGAUGCCAUGGUAGUGAUCCUGAACACAAAGAGUCCAAAAAAUGUCGAAAAAUCUGUCGAACGCUAUGUCCUGAAGAGCUCCAUCGGUGCCUGGAAAGAUGUCAUUACCCAAAAGAUUGUGGGCCCUGUCUUGUCCCGUCUACGAAGAUUUUCUCUGUCUGUGGUCAUAAAGGCAGAACAGCUUGUUGGAUAGAUCCAAGGACAAAGAACUGCGAUUACCUUGACUACAAGCCUCUACCAUGUGGACACAAACAAGAUAUUCCCUGCUUUCUUGAUCCAUUGCAAAGUUUACAAGAACAGUAUGAAGAAGCAAUAACGCUGUUAGAAAAGCUGUCCAAGAUUUGCCGCAGUCAAAGGACUGUUAAGGAGUACUCUCAGCUCAAUGAUGAAGACAUCAUGGAACUAAAUGAGUACGUUAUAGAGAUGGCUUACCUCAAGGACAGAAGUCUGAAAAUCCGACAAAACUGGCCAAAAUAUGAAAGUGCACUACAGUGCAAGGAAAGCUGUACCGCUAAGUGUGAGAAGGGUCUGCAUACGUGCACCAGAAAGUGUCACUAUGGCGAAGAAUGUGGACCUUGUAUGGUCAGGAUAAAAGUCGAGAUCCCCGAAUGUGGACAUCAAGCACAAAUACCAUGCUUCAAGGAUCCUGAUACCAUUUAUUGCAAGGCAAAAUGCCAAAGAAUGCUUGCCUGUGGUCAUGAAUGCCAACAGAAGUGUGGGGAUAACUGCUCCUUUUUGGCUUGUGAAAUGCCAUGUCCGAGACAAUGUGAAAACAACCAUCCUUGCAAGCAAUGCUGCCACUGGGGGAAGCCAUGUCCUAGCUGUAUAAUUCCAACUGAAAAAGCUUUGUCGAAUUGUAACCACAAAAUUCGCAUUGAAUGCCAUGUGGACAUUUCUAAUGUCGACUGUUUCCAGCCAUGCGAGAGAGAGCGAUCAUGCGGACACUCAUGUGACAAAUGGUGCUACGAACCGUGCGAUGCUUUUGAAUGUAAGGCAAGACGACUGAAGACUCUUCCUUGUGGGCAUCAAAAGGUACUACCAUGCUACGUAGACCUAUCUACGUACACAUGCACAAGUCUAGUAACCAAGCCAUUGCCGUGCGGCCACGAACUCUUAAUGCCCUGUGAUUUGGAUCCACAUAACCACAUCUGCAUUGAAGAAGUGACAAGGAAGUUGCCGUGUGGGCAUGAAUCGAAAAUGAAAUGUCAUUCUGAUCCAUCAAAAAAAUGCUGCAAGGAGAGAGUCACAAAGAAAUUGUCAUGCGGCCACGAAUUGGAAAUGCUAUGCUUUCAAGAUCCAUCCAAACGCCAGUGUUCAACGCAAGUGAUGAAAAAACUGCCAUGCGGUCAUGAAAUUAUGAUGGACUGCCAUUCCGAUCCGCUAAAACGCAAGUGUAGAGCACAGGUGACAAGGAAGUUGUCAUGCGGACAUGAGCUAGAGAUGAAAUGCCAUUCAGACCCAUCAAAACAACAGUGCAACAAGCAAGCAUUAAAGAAACUAACCUGCGGACAUUUAACACAAGUUCCAUGCAACAUGGACAUAUCUAAAUGCACGUGCAAGACACUGGUACCAAAAGCACUACCUUGCGGUCAUGAAAUAGAAAUUCCUUGUCACGAAGAUGUGUCCCAGCAUACCUGCAAAAAAGAGGUCAAAAAGAAGAUGCAGUGUGGUCAUGAAGAUCUAAUGCCAUGUAAUGUCGAUGCUUCAAAUGUUAAAUGCACUGCAAAGGUCGACAAACCCUUGCCAUGUGGUCAUAAUAUCAAGGUUCCUUGUAUUGAGGAAGAUCUAUCGAAAUACAAGUGCACUGAAAAGGUAUCAACAAAGCUGAAAUGCGGCCAUGAAAUCCAGACUCCAUGCUCCCGAAAAAUACCAAAGAUUAUUUGUAGAGAACCAGUGAUGAAGAAGAUGCCAUGCGGACAUGAAAAUUCAAUGCCAUGUAACGCUGAUCCAUCAACUCGCACUUGUACGAUAACAGAAGACAUAAAUCUGCCAUGUGGACAUACAGUUUCUAAGCCAUGCUACCCUUCAGGAAAAAUCCAGCCUACGUCUAUUUGCUGUGAAAAGGUGACAAGGGUGUUAGACUGUGGACAUGAACAUCAGAUGCAGUGCCACAUAGAUCCAUCUCAAUUCAUCUGCACAAAACAAGUAGAAAAACAACUACCGUGUGGGCACAGCCAGUUAUUGUCAUGCAAUAUGGAUACAACUGGAACUGUUUGUAAGGAAAAAGUCAUUAGAAGGUUGGCCUGUGGACACGAGAGCCAGAUGUCCUGCAAUCUCAGUCCCGAUAAAUACCAGUGCUUAAUACUAGUGAAGAAAGAGCUCAAAUGUGGGCACUCCAAAGAGGUGGUUUGCUCUACAAGUAUGGAUGCUGUGGUAUGCAAUGAGAUUACCGAAAAGAAACUUCCAUGCCAACAUUCUAGAACGAUGCUAUGCUUCAAAGACGUCCACAGUGUUUGCUGCGAAGAAAUCGUGACAAAAGAGCUUCUUUGUAAGCAUCUGAAGGAUGUUCCAUGCCAUAGAAAAAUCACUGAUAUUCAAUGCAAUGAAGAAAUACUGAAGACCUUACCCUGCAAACACGAAAAACAUUUGCCAUGUUAUUUAGACCCAAGAAAUGCAAACGUACCAUGCGAUAUUGUGGUGACAAAGAUACUAUUAUGUGGCCAUGAGGUUGAAGUGCCCUGCAGUAAAGAAAUUACUGCUAUCUCCUGCGACAAGCCUACAAAGAUAAUUCUUUUAUGCGGUCAUGAGGUUGAAGUACCCUGCAAUAAAGACAUGAAUACAAUAUCUUGCAACAAGCCUGUGAAGAAGAUACUUUCAUGUGGCCAUGAAAUUGAAGUGCCCUGCAGUAAAAACACAAGUACUAUCUCUUGCGACAAGCCUACGAAGAAACAACUUCGUUGUGGCCAUAAAGUUGAAGCUCGUUGCCAUGUUGACGUCAGUACUAUCUCUUGUGAAGAGCUGAUUAACAAGACGCUACCUUGCCAACAUGAGGUUCAGACAUCAUGCAACAAGGAUGUCAACGAAAUCCGUUGUGAUAUACUCACAAGAAAGAGUCUUCCUUGUCGUCAUGAAGUUGAAGUGCCUUGCUAUGUAGAUAUCAACACCAUCUUUUGUCAAACGUCUUUGAAGAAGCAGCUUCCUUGUGGUCAUGAAGCUCAAGUCCCUUGUCAAGCAGACGUUACUACAAUAACCUGCAAACAGCCCACAAUGAAAACAAUGCCUUGCAGCCAUGAAGUAAUUAUACCCUGCAAUGUAGAUGUCACAGCAAUCAAUUGUGAUAAACAAACGAUGAAGACUCUUCCCUGUGGUCAUGAAGUUAAAGAACGUUGCAAUGUGGACGUAAAAGCAAUCUCUUGUGGCGAAAUCGUCAAGAAGACGCUCCCUUGCGGCCACAUACGGGAAAUGUCAUGCAGUGAAAAUGUCCGUGAGAUCUCUUGCACAGAGCCAACAGUGAAGCAACUUCCCUGUGACCAUAAGGUUGAAAUACCCUGCAAUAAAAAUAUCAGCACAGCUUCUUGUGAUGCGUUGACUAAGAAAGAACUUGGGUGUGGCCACAAAGCCGAGAUACCCUGCUAUAAGGAUGUAAGCGAAGUUGCUUGUGAAGAACUCAUAAAGAAACAGCUUUCUUGUGGCCACGAGGUCGAGAUACCUUGCAACGUGGACACAACUGCGAUAUCUUGCUAUAAGCUGGUGAUGAAACAACUUCCCUGUAGCCAUGGAGAAGUCAAAUUGCCAUGUAACUUAGAUAUCAGCACCAUUUCUUGCCGCAAGUCAGUUUUCAAGGAACUUGCAUGCGGCCAUAUGAAAGAGUUACCAUGCAGUACAGACAUUACUACUGUGUAUUGCGAUAUACCUGUUGUCAAGCAAUUGCCUUGUGAUCAUGAAAUUGAGCUGCCCUGCCACAAGACCCAGGAAGAGUAUAUCUGUCAACGGCCAUGUGAGAGACUCCUUCCAUGCAAUCACCAGUGCAAGCAGAAAUGCUCUGAAAAGUGUGACCCAAAGCUAUGCACAGAAGCUACAAGCAAGACAGUACCAUGUCCAAACAAGCACAAAAUAACUAUUCCUUGCAACGUUGAAGUUGAAGAUACUUAUGUUUGCAACGAAGAAGUGACCAAGCAGCUCAGCUGUGGUCACCUUUGGCAGGGAGAAUGCAGUAAUAGCACUUUGCCAUUUGAUUGUAAAAUUGAAGUCACUCGAACUCUUUCUUGUCCUGGAGAACAUCGGCGCGAACUCCCGUGCCACGUUGACGUCAGGAAAAUACCAUGUGGUCAAAAGUGUUCCAAGAUAUUGCCUUGCGGUCACCCUUGUAAAUUAUACUGUGAGGAACCAUGUUGCCCAGAUAAAUGUACAGUACGAGUACUAAAGACGUUUGGAUCAUGUGGUCACGAAAAAUGGCUGGCUUGCGGUAUCAGUAUGAAAGCCAUAUGCCUGUACCGUUGUCUUCGACCGCUGAACGGCUGUGGACAUCCUUGUCAAGCACCCUGUGGUAAACCAUGCAAUAAGCCAUGCCGUUAUAGAGUUCGAAAAACACUGCCCUGUGACCAUAAACUGAAACUGAAAUGCUGUGAUCCAGUACAAUAUGUAAGAUGUCCUUUCCCUUGCACUGCCAAAUUACUUUGUGGACACAUCUGUACGGGAAAAUGUUCAACUUGUCAAGAGAAAGGAGAACACUCACCGUGCCCGUUUCCCUGCGGACGUGCUCUUGUAUGUUCUCAUCGUUGUCAUGAACGCUGCUCAGAUCCUUGCCCUCCUUGUUUCCGUGAAUGUCGUGGAUGGUGCCCACAUGGCAAGUGUCAAGGAAACUGUAGCGAUGUCUGUAAGCCAUGCAACAUGCCAUGUGCUUAUACUUGCAUUCACGAUAAGUGCAACAACUUGUGCCAUGAAAUGUGUGACCGUGAACCAUGCAACGAGCCUUGUCAAAAAGUACUUGCAUGCGGUCAUCCUUGCAUUGGGUUGUGUGGAGAAUCCUGUCCGAUCCUGUGCUAUGUUUGUACGCCAGCGAAAGUGGCUGCUGUCUCGCCAAAUGGGCAAAGAAACAAAGAUUUAAGAUUUAUCCAGCUCAAGGAAUGUGGCCAUGUCAUCGAGGUUAAUCGUAUGGAUGAUUGGAUGCAAGAGCAUCUUGAGACAGCAACAAAUGGCCAAGCCCAGCCCCUUCGGUGUCCUAUAUGCUCUGUUCCUAUCUAUUUCAGUUUCCGUUAUGGCAACAUCGUCCGAGAGGCUUUACAAAGGAUGUUUGAAGUGGAGUCUUUUACAUUCCAAAAAAAAUCCAGAAGGAGACAAAGUCAGGGAUGGACCAAGAUACCUAGGACGACACGUCACUAGGAAACUGUUUCGAUUUCUUAACUGCACCAGACAUUAUUGAUUUCAUGCUUUUAAUUUUAACAUUAUAUAAAUUGGUUUUAAUUUUUCUCACCAAGAAGGUAGAGAGGGGAGUCUUAUAGGUAAUGUGGUCAGUUUUUUGAGUGACUGAAAGUUGUAAUUGAAGAGUGUUUUGAGGGUAUUGUUACCUACAUUCAUGAUAUCAUCAGCGAUAAUCACCAGAUCACGUGACCAUUUUCCCGCCAAUUUUAUUUUAAAAUAUAUUGAUUGAAAUUCAUCAUCGUCAUUCAUUAGAGAAUUAAAAAAUUCCUUGGCAUUUAGCCACGUUAGGAGCCUUUGUUUUAGUAUAAAACCUGAGCUUGCAAUAUCAACAGGGCAGGAAAUGAACACGUGAUACUUCAAAUUAUACAUUUUGAGUAUAUAUUAAAUUUAAACAUCUUUGGAACUACUAAUUUAAUUCCCAAUCAAGUUGUAUUGUGCAACAGUUUACUGAAUUUAAUGUUAUUAAUAUUGACACAGUUCUAAACUAUAUUACUCAGAGAACAACCAUCUUCACCCCAAGACCAAGACGACUAAUGCGAUACGAUGCCUACUAGGAAGUUGGCAAUAACAAGACUGUGAACAAUCCAGGGGCUCAGCUGAUAGGGAGAUUUGUUGAAGAGGUUGUUCUCUCAGUAAGGUUAAUUUUUAAGGGCAUUUAGGGCAUGGUAUUUCUAAGCCAUUAAACUUUUUAUUCGACAUUAAAACAAAUUGCCUCAUCAUUGAAA